Molecule: messenger RNA, 692 nt
Organism: Rattus rattus (black rat)
Lineage: Eukaryota; Metazoa; Chordata; Mammalia; Rodentia; Muridae
Gene: Lalba
Product: lactalbumin alpha
Exons: 4
Coding region: 7-486 (159 amino acids)
Biological process (GO): lactose biosynthetic process
Molecular function (GO): calcium ion binding; lactose synthase activity
Source: RefSeq, a predicted model, not a curated record
GGCAAAAUGCUGCGUUUUGUUCCUCUGUUCCUGGCGUGUAUUUCGCUGCCUGGCUUUCAAGCCACAGAGUUUACAAAAUGUGAGGUGUCCCACGCCAUUGAAGACAUGGAUGGCUAUCAAGGCAUCAGCUUGCUUGAAUGGACCUGUGUUUUAUUCCACACCAGUGGCUAUGACUCACAAGCUAUCGUCAAGAACAAUGGCAGCACAGAGUACGGACUCUUCCAGAUCAGUAACAGAAAUUGGUGCAAGAGUAGCGAGUUCCCCGAGUCAGAGAACAUCUGUGACAUUUCCUGUGACAAGUUCCUGGAUGAUGAGCUUGCGGAUGACAUAGUAUGUGCCAAGAAGAUCGUGGCUAUCAAAGGGAUCGACUACUGGAAGGCUUACAAGCCCAUGUGCUCUGAGAAGCUGGAACAGUGGCGCUGUGAGAAGCCGGGAGCUCCUGCCCUUGUUGUCCCUGCCCUGAAUUCAGAAACGCCUGUUCCCUAAGGCUACCUCAGUUUGGCUCUGUCUAUCGUGAAGAUGAUCUGUCUCUGAGCCUUGUAUCCUGUAGUGACACCAUCGGACUCUAAAGGACUCUAAAGGAGUGUGACUGGCGCACUGGACUGCAAACCCUUGCUUAGUGACGGCGAUGGUGGUUUUACUAAUGCAAGAGAACCCUCUUCUGUCCCAAAUAAAGGGCCCAAUUUGAUGUC